Messenger RNA from Exophiala oligosperma, 843 nucleotides. RefSeq lists its product as uncharacterized. The transcript has a single exon. Bases 67 to 633 code for a protein of 188 amino acids. The record is from RefSeq and is a predicted model, not a curated record. NCBI's taxonomy places the organism in Eukaryota, Fungi, Ascomycota, Eurotiomycetes, Chaetothyriales, Herpotrichiellaceae.
UGACAGCCUUUUCUAUUGCUCAGAUUCCACGGAGUCUCAAAUUCACGACCUUCAGCACUGCAGACUAUGAAUGAAAGAGCACAUCAAUCUUUACCAGGACCAAUUGCCGAGGAUCCCUGGGAGGUUACAGUGGGCUUGAAGCAAGAACAACAUGCUCUACGGAGAGUCCAGCACGAUCUUGAAAAUGUGGAUCCGCGCGAGAUCACGGAUAUUCACGACAAACCUCGCGUUUGGACACAGCACCAGGGAGACCGCACGUCACUGGCUGUCCUCCCCUCCAAUGUCAAAUACCCUCGCCAGGCGUGCAAGCUACAUUCGAGGUGUAAAGCAACCAUCCAGGACAAACGAUAUGAUCCUAGAGAGCACCAUACCCUCCUUUUCACUCUUUUUAAAGUGUGCCACUCCCGACGGCCAAGAUUUCGACCAACAGCGUUCGAGAGUACCCAGGCUAGUGCAAAUGGCCCUUCAGGGUCACCGACCGCGAAAGUUACAACGUAUCCACGACAACCAAUAGAGGCUAAACAGAUAUUUCCGCGACGAUCCACGAAGACAGCGGGCAUCAAGUCAACAUCUGCAGGCUGUACGACCCUAUACCCAAUGGCUGUCAUUGCCGAGCGUUCCGCAAUCCCAUGACCAGACUUAUAUGCCUGUAGACUUUUCAAAGAAUGGUCGACGUCUCCAUCGCUUGAUACGGGCGCAUAAAGUGGGAGGACUAUAGGUCAAAAUCAGAAGAUCGAGUUCGAGGUCCUCGACAAGCACAGCGACUAGUGCAAUUCAGCGCAAAGUGUAGUAUCUAGGUAUACUUAAGGCGGAGCACAUCGUUUCUCGAGUCAUCUUGCAAAG